ACUCUUCGGCUCAUCACAGACCACUCAUCAUAUCAGCAAUUAACAGAAACAUGUUUCCUCUUGUCCUAAAAGGUUAAAGUAGCUUUUGAUAAAAUGUCAGAUGUGACUUUGUUAUUUUAAUUUAAUGCAGCUGCUUGUAUUGUAUCACAAACGGUUUGUUUUUCUUGGAUGCAUUCCUGAAGGAAGGCUUAAGAGGGAUAAAUAUCUGUUUUUUUAUCUUGUUGGCAACAUACAAAAAGUCCUCAAGUUAAAAUUGUCUUUCACUCAAGAUCAAAAUUAAACAUGUAGCUGGACGUCACCAUGGAGAUAAACAGGAUUAGGAAGGAAAGGAGAAGAAGGACUUAUUUACUUCAUGAUGGAAAAGGAUGAUUAGCAGAAAAUCACAAAAAUCUCUCAUUUUAAAGCGAUGAAGUUUUUGCAAGAAUAACCAACAUUUACUCUCUCUAUAGGGCUGUAUGGAGCUAAAUUAGAAUCAUAAAGUUUGAAACUGAAAAAAUAGUUAAAAACUGCAUUUUCAAAUUCAGUGGGUUUUUUUCAGGUUAAAUUUUUCAUUUCAGUUUCAAAAUAAUUUUUCAGUUUAAAUUUUAUUUUCAGUUUCAACUUUUUUAAAACAAACUUGACUGUAUGGGGCUAAAUCAGGGCAAUAAAAUGAAAUCAAAAAUAAUUUUGAAACUGAAUAUAAAAAUGGAAACUGAAAAAAGCUUAAAAACCAAUUUUCAGGUUCAGGGUUCUCUCAGUCUAAGAAAUUAUAUUUCCAUUUCAAAAUUAUUUUUCAGUUUACAUUUAUUUUUUCCAGUUUCAAUUUAUUUUCUUUUUUAAAAAUAAACUUAAUGGCCCUAAUUUAGCUCCGUAUGGCCUUUUUUAAAAAUUGUGCAUACAUGUUUCCCUUUCCUUUUAAAAUUUUUUGUUUUUUAUUUUGUGUUGUAAAAGAAAAAAAUUGACAUUCAAGAACCUAUUUAGAUUAACCAAAACAGAGGGAUAUGAUCAAUGUGUUUAUAAAUGUCAAAAAGUGAAUACAAUUUUAAAAAGCAGAGAAAAGAUAACUUUUAAAUCUGGUUUCUGUGUUGAUGUCAUUUAUCCACUGAAAUAAAUAGAAAAAUGAUUAUCGGAUAAAGUUAAAUAACUUUGAAAAUAUCUUUUAGAUUCAAUUCUGUUCAUUUUAAUUUUGUAAAAUAAAAACAAGAAUAUUUUUGUAUUACUUGAGGUCAUUUUCUUUCACUUAUAUAAUAUUUUGCACAGAAAUGUGAUCCAUCAAAUAUACAUAAAAAAACCAAUGGUCAACCACAUAACCAGAUGAUACACGAAAUCUAAAUCUCAGUUUACAUAAAUUACUUUUGGAAGAUUUAAUAGUCGCUAACCUUAGCCUACUCAAAUCUCUUUUCUUCCAUGAAUGAAAAGGUAAAUUUUAAUAGGUUUUAUGCAUUAUUUUGAAAAGUAUUAUGUUUUCUUCUCUAGUUACUAGAGGAGAUGUUUGAGAGUUACACUGGAGUCUAAACGAAGACCGUCUAUCAGCAAACAGAUAAGCAAUGAUUCUCUGGUUCCCCUCAAAAGGGCUGCAACACCCAAAGGUCCAGAAUCUGCCCUCAUGGUGCGCUCAGAGACACAUUUAGAUCUGCAACUGCUUCUGUCUCACCAGAUAUCUCCUAAUUUGGUCCAAAGGGAGGAUUUUUAAAUCCGUGCCGUCUUCAUCGUGCUGCAGUUCUGCAGAGGGACUGGAAGUGAAACGUUUCGUUCUCUAGCUGUUCUUCUGUCUACCAUCCACCAUGGGUGAUGCUCUGAUGGCUGAGUUUGGGAAGGCUGCCCCUUUCCUGAGGAAGUCUGAGAAGGAGCGCCUGGAGGCUCAGACCCGACCGUUUGACAUCAAGACUGAAUGUUUUGUUGUGGAUGAUAAAGUGGAGUACAUAAAAGGACAGAUUGUCAGCAAAGAAGGAAGCAUGGUGACCGUCAAGAAGGAAGACGGCACCACAGUGACGGUGAAGGAUUCGGAUGUUCAUCCCCAGAAUCCACCCAAAUUUGAUAAAAUCGAAGACAUGGCGAUGUUUACGUUCCUCCAUGAGCCGGCAGUGUUGUUUAACCUCAAAGAGCGCUACGCCGCAUGGAUGAUUUACACCUACUCUGGGCUCUUCUGUGUCACCGUCAACCCUUACAAGUGGCUCCCAGUCUAUGACUCGGAGGUGGUGGCAGCCUACCGGGGUAAGAAGAGGAGCGAAGCGCCCCCUCACAUCUUCUCCAUCUCCGAUAACGCCUACCAGUACAUGCUGACCGACAGGGAGAACCAGUCUGUCCUCAUCACCGGAGAAUCUGGUGCAGGAAAAACGGUGAACACUAAGAGGGUCAUCCAGUACUUCGCCAGCAUCGCUGCGGUUGGAGGCGGAGCCAAAAAGGACAGCAGCAAGGGGACUCUGGAGGAUCAAAUCAUCCAGGCAAACCCGGCACUCGAGGCCUUUGGCAAUGCCAAAACGCUGAGAAAUGACAACUCGUCUCGUUUUGGAAAAUUCAUCAGGAUUCACUUUGGCACAAGUGGGAAACUGUCAUCGGCCGACAUCGAGACGUACCUGCUGGAGAAGUCCCGUGUUACAUUCCAGCUUAAGGCUGAGAGGAACUACCACAUCUUCUACCAGAUCCUGUCCAACCAGAAGCCUGAGCUGCUGGAUCUGCUGCUCAUCACCAACAACCCGUACGACUACUGCUACAUCUCCCAAGGAGAGGUAACAGUCGCCUCCAUUAACGACUCUGAGGAGCUUAUGGCCACAGACAGUGCCUUCGAUGUGCUAGGCUUCACUGCUGAGGAGAAAACAGCCGUCUACAAACUGACCGGUGCCAUCAUGCACCACGGCAACAUGAAGUUCAAACAGAAGCAGCGCGAGGAGCAGGCUGAACCGGACAGUACUGAGGCUGCAGAUAAAUCAGCUUACCUAAUGGGGCUGAACUCUGCAGAUCUCAUCAAGGGGCUGUGCCAUCCCAGAGUGAAGGUUGGAAAUGAAUAUGUCACCAAGGGCCAAAGUGUGGAUCAAGUCUACUAUGCCAUCGGUGCACUAGCCAAGUCAGUGUACGAGAAGAUGUUCAGCUGGAUGGUGGUGAGAAUCAACCAGUCGUUGGACACCAAGCAGCACCGUCAGUACUUCAUAGGAGUUCUGGACAUUGCUGGUUUUGAGAUCUUUGAUUUCAACACAUUCGAGCAGCUGUGCAUCAACUACACAAACGAGAAACUGCAACAGUUCUUCAACCAUCACAUGUUUGUCCUGGAACAAGAAGAAUACAAGAAAGAAGGGAUUGAAUGGGAGUUCAUUGACUUUGGGAUGGAUCUCCAGGCCUGUAUUGACCUGAUCGAAAAGCCAUUGGGGAUUCUUUCGAUUCUAGAAGAGGAGUGUAUGUUUCCCAAAGCAAGCGACCAAACUUUUAAGGCUAAGCUCUACGAUAAUCACCUGGGAAAGAACAAGAUGUUUGAGAAGCCGAGGGCAACAAAAGGGAAAUCAGAGGCUCAUUUUGCCCUGGUUCAUUAUGCUGGUACAGUCGACUACAACAUCGGCGGCUGGCUGGUCAAAAACAAAGACCCUCUGAAUGAAACGGUGGUUGGACUUUACCAGAAAUCCUCUCUAAAGCUGCUGAGUCUGCUGUUUUCAAGCUACUCAGGAGCUGAUGGUGGCGAAAAAUCAGGUGGCAAAGGAGCAAAGAAGAAGGGUUCUUCAUUCCAGACAGUGUCUGCUCUCCACAGGGAGAACCUCAACAAGCUGAUGACUAACUUGAAGACCACUCAUCCUCACUUUGUCCGUUGUCUGAUUCCUAAUGAGAGGAAAACUCCAGGCGCCAUGGACAACUGCCUUGUGAUGCACCAGCUUCGCUGCAAUGGCGUCCUGGAAGGCAUCCGGAUCUGCCGGAAGGGUUUCCCAAACCGGGUUCUCUAUGGAGACUUCAAGCAACGCUACCGAAUCUUGAAUGCCUCCGCGAUCCCAGAAGGUCAGUUCAUCGACUGCAAGAAGAGCGCCGAAAAGCUGCUGGGAUCUCUUGACAUCGACCACACCCAGUACAAGUUUGGCCACACAAAAGUCUUCUUCAAAGCCGGCCUGCUGGGGACACUUGAGGAGAUGCGAGAUGAGCAACUCUCUCGGAUCAUCACCAGGAUUCAGGCCAAUGCCAGAGGGAUCCUGAUGAGGGAGAAGUUUGCUAAACUUGUGGAACGCAGGGAUUCCCUGAUGGUCAUUCAGUGGAACCUCCGAUCUUUUCUCGGUGUGAAGAACUGGCCCUGGAUGAAGCUGUUCUUUAAGAUUAAACCGCUUCUGAAGAGCGCAGAGGCCGAGAAGGAGAUGGCCAACAUAAAGGAUGAAUUCAAGAAGGUGAAGGAGGCUCUGGAGAAAUCCGAAGGACGGCGGAAGGAACUCGAAGAGAAAAUAGUGACUCUUCUCCAAGAGAAGAAUGAUUUGACCUUGCAGAUACAGUCUGAACAGGACACUCUGACAGACGCAGAGGAACGGUGUGAACAGCUCAUCAAGAGUAAGAUUCAACUGGAGGCCAAGCUGAAAGAGAUGAAUGAAAGACUGGAGGAUGAAGAGGAGCUGAAUGCAGAUCUUACAGCCAAGAAGCGCAAACUUGAAGAUGAGUGCUCUGAGCUGAAGAAGGACAUCGAUGACCUGGAGCUAACUUUAGCCAAGGUGGAAAAGGAGAAGCAUGCUACAGAGAAUAAGGUGAAAAACCUCAUGGAAGAGAUGGCGUCUCAGGAUGAGAACAUUCUGAAGCUGACCAAAGAGAAAAAGGCACUACAGGAGGCCCACCAGCAGACACUGGAUGACCUUCAAAGUGAAGAGGACAAAGCCAACAGCCUGACUAAAGCUAAGGCAAAACUGGAGCAGCAAGUGGAUGAUCUGGAGGGUUCACUGGAACAAGAGAAGAAGGUCAGGAUGGACCUGGAACGCUCGAGGAGGAAACUCGAAGGCGACUUGAAACUGACCCAGGAGACUCUGAUGGACUUGGAGAAUGACAAGCAGCAGCUGGAGGAGAAACUCAAGAAGAAGGACUUUGAAGUGAGUCAAAUCAUCUCAAGACUGGAGGAUGAGCAGGUUGCCUCAGUUCAGCUCCAGAAGAAGCUGAAAGAAAACCAGGCAAGAAUCGAGGAGCUGGAAGAAGAGCUGGAUGCUGAGCGUGCAGCGCGAGCCAAGGUGGAGAAGCAGCGCUCAGAUCUGUCCCGUGAGUUGGAGGACAUCAGCGAACGUCUGGAGGAGGCCGGCGGAGCCACGUCAGUCCAGGUGGAGAUGAACAAGAAGAGAGAUGCUGAGUUUCAGAAGCUGCGUAGGGAGCUGGAGGAGUCAACCCUCCAUCACGAGGCUACAGCCGCCACGCUGAGGAAGAAACAUGCCGACAGCGUCGCCGAACUGGGGGAGCAAAUAGACAACCUGCAGCGUGUGAAGCAGAAACUGGAGAAGGAGAAGACGGAGCUGAAACUAGAGCUGGACGACUUGGUCUCCAACAUGGAGAGCGUGGUGAAGGCCAAAUCCAACAUAGAGAAGAUGUGCCGCACAAUGGAAGACAAUAUGAACGAAUACAAGAGCAAAUACGAGGAGGUUCAACGGACCACCAAUGACUUGACAACUCAGAAGGCCAAACUACUCACCGAGAACGGAGAGCUGGGGCGCCAGCUGGAGGAGAAGGAGUGCUUGAUUUCACAGCUGACCAGAGGAAAGAACUCGUAUAACCAGCAGGUGGAAGACCUGCGCAGACAACUGGAGGAGGAGGUAAAGGCAAAGAAUGCCCUCGCGCAUGCUUUGCAGUCUGCUCGGCAUGACUGUGACCUGCUGAGGGAACAGUAUGAAGAAGAGCAGGAAGCUAAAGCUGAGCUGCAGAGGGCUUUAUCUAAGUCCAACACGGAGGUUUCAGCGUGGAGAACCAAAUACGAGACAGAUGGAAUCCAGAGAACGGAGGAGCUGGAAGAGGCAAAGAAGAAGUUGGUGCAGAGACUACAGGAAGCCGAAGAGGCCAUCGAGGCUGUGAACGCAAAAUGUUCCUCCCUUGAGAAGACCAAACAUCGCCUCCAAAAUGAGAUUGAAGACCUCAUGCUGGAUCUAGAGAGAUCCAAUGCAGCCUCGGCAGCGCUGGACAAAAAGCAAAGAACCUUUGAUAAGAUCCUCGCAGAGUGGAAGCAGAAGUUUGAGGAGUCGCAGUGUGAACUGGAGGCCUCCCAGAAGGAAGCUCGCUCUCUGAGCACUGAGCUCUUCAAGCUGAAAAAUGCCUACGAGGAAUCCCUGGAUCAACUUGAGACGAUGAAGAGAGAGAACAAGAACCUCCAGGAGGAGAUUUCAGACCUCACCGAACAGCUUGGGGAGGGCGGCCGCAGCGCUCACGAGCUGGAGAAGAUCCGGAAGCAGCUGGAGCAAGAAAAGGCCGAACUCCAGUCGGCGCUGGAAGAGGCAGAAGGCUCGCUGGAGCAUGAAGAGACCAAGAUCCUGCGAGCGCAGAUGGAGUUCAACCAAAUGAAGGCUGACAUUGAGCGUAAACUUUCUGAGAAAGACGAGGAAAUGGAGCAGGCAAAGAGGAACUACCAAAGGAUGCUCGAGUCUCUUCAGUCUUCUCUGGAGUCGGAGACCAGGAGCAGAAAUGAGGCUUUGAGAGUCAAGAAAAAGAUGGAGGGCGACCUCAACGAGAUGGAGAUCCAGCUGAGCCAAGCCAACCGGCAGGCGGCAGACGCCCAGAAGCAGGUCAAGACCCUUCAGGCGUUCCUGAAAGACGCUCAGCUCCAGCUGGACGACACCCAACAUGGCAACGAUGACCUGAGAGAGAACAUCGGUUUGCUGGAGCGCCGGAGUAACCUGAUCCAGGCAGAGCUGGAGGAGGUGAGGGCCGCACUGGAGCAGACAGAAAGAAGUCGCAAGCUAGCAGAACAGGAACUUACCGAUACGACGGAGCGGAUGCAGCUGCUGCACUCCCAAAACACCAGCCUGAUCAACCAGAAGAAGAAACACGAGGCCGACCUGCUGAGCCUGCAAAACGAGUUGGAAGACGCCAUACAGGAGAACCGCAAUGCAGAAGAGAAGGCGAAAAAAGCCAUCACUGAUGCUGCCAUGAUGGCCGAGGAGCUCAAGAAGGAGCAGGACACCAGUGCCCAUCUGGAGCGCAUGAAGAAGAACAUGGAGCAGACCAUCAAGGACCUGCAGCACCGGCUGGACGAAGCCGAGCAGAUCGCCAUGAAGGGCGGCAAGAAGCAGCUCCAGAAGCUGGAGGCUCGCAUCAAAGACCUGGAGAACGAGCUGGAGGCGGAGCAGAAGAGGGGCGGAGAGUCCGUCAAGGCGCUCCGCAAGUACGAGCGCCGCGUCAAGGAGCUCACCUACCAGACGGAGGAGGACCGCAAGAACAUGGCGCGCCUGCAGGACCUGGUGGACAAGCUGCAGCUGAAGGUGAAGUCCUACAAGCACGCAGCCGAGGAGGCGGAGGAGGCGGCCAACGCUAACAUGGCCAAGCUGCGCAAGCUGCAGCAUGAACUGGAGGAGGCCGAGGAGAGAGCAGACAUGGCAGAGUCACAGGUCAACAAGCUGAGAGCCAAAACCCGGGACGGAUCCUCCAAGAAGGGACUGGACGACUGAGCCAGAUGGUUCUGGAUCCAAACCCGCUGCAGCUGAUACUUUGUAACAUGACUGAGUUCUGCUGUUGGUUUCCUCCUUCACAAUGAAAUGAGUUUAUUUUAAGCAAAAAUUUUAGCUUCAAAAUAAUUAAAACUUUCUGAUUUCAUAAAUAUAUCUAUAAAAACAUUAAUUAAUAAUUGACUUUAUUAUUUGUUUGUUCACUUUGAUCAACACUUUUCUAGCUAAGUAGAUCCUUAAAGACAGCUUCACUUAUUGAUUUCCUUUAAAUGAGCCCUUCAAAAUAAAAGUUUGAACAUGAACCUGUCCUGAUGUAACUCUGGGGAAAUGAUAAUAAACACUGAUGAGCACCAA
This is a messenger RNA of Xiphophorus hellerii (green swordtail), 7919 nucleotides long. It is a transcript of the gene myh6, whose product is annotated as myosin, heavy chain 6, cardiac muscle, alpha. Gene Ontology annotation, molecular function: ATP binding; actin filament binding; microfilament motor activity. Lineage: Eukaryota; Metazoa; Chordata; Actinopteri; Cyprinodontiformes; Poeciliidae. The coding region runs from base 1764 to 7568 and encodes 1934 amino acids. The record is from RefSeq and is a predicted model, not a curated record. The transcript has 2 exons. Gene Ontology annotation, cellular component: cytoplasm; myosin II complex; myosin filament.